Molecule: messenger RNA, 954 nt
Organism: Rotaria sp. Silwood1
Lineage: Eukaryota; Metazoa; Rotifera; Eurotatoria; Philodinida; Philodinidae
Source: the annotation of a GenBank genome assembly
AUGACUAAAGAUCGAUUGCCUGCUUUGCGGGCUGCUCAACAUGGUGAAGACAGCGAUCCAGAUGCUGCCUAUGCCGCCAUUAAUAUGGAAGAUAAUAGUCGAUUUAUGUCCGAUUUUUUUGCUCAUAUCGAUUCAUUACGUAUAAAUAUUGAUAAAAUAAGUGAACUUGUUGAAGAAGUAAAACGUCUUCAUUCAACAAUAUUAGCUGCACCACAAGCUGAUGAUCGAACGAAAGAAGAACUUGAAGAAAAAAUGGCUGAUAUUAAAAGAAUAGCUAAUGAUGUUCGAUUAAAAUUAAAAAAAAUGGAACAAGAACAAGAACAAUCACAAACAUCAGCAACCAGAACUCAAGCACAAUUACGAAUUGAAAAAUCACAGUUAUUUGUUUUAACACAACAAUUUCGUGAUGUUAUGAAUAAUUAUAAUCAAGUUCAGUUGGGUUAUCGACAAAAAUGCAAAGAAAGAAUACAGCGACAGCUUGAGAUCACCGGACGUUCCGUAACUGAAGGAGAAGUUGAAGAAAUGCUUGAAUCUGGAAAUCCAGCUGUAUUUACACAAGGCAUUAUGGUCGAAACAGCACAAGCUAAACAAUCACUUGCUGAUAUUGAAGCACGACAUGGUGAUAUUAUGAAAUUAGAAAAAAGUAUCAGAGAAUUACAUGAUAUGUUUAUUGAUAUGGCUGCACUUGUUCAAACACAAGGUGAAAUGAUUGAUCGAAUUGAAUAUAAUGUUGUGCAAUCAGAAAAUUUUGUCAAAGCUGCAAGUACAGAUACGAAAAAAGCUGUUAAAUUUCAAAGUGCAGCUAGACGGAAAAAAAUUCUACUUAUUCUAUGUUUAAUUAUAACGGUGGUUAUUAUUGUACUUAUAAUUGUUAUUUAUUUUGUCGUAACGAAAAAGAAUUCCUCAAGUGAUCCUGUAGCAACAACUAUAGCAGCAACUAUUGGACCAGGAUAG